Molecule: messenger RNA, 228 nt
Organism: Drosophila rhopaloa
Lineage: Eukaryota; Metazoa; Arthropoda; Insecta; Diptera; Drosophilidae
Exons: 3
Coding region: 1-222 (73 amino acids)
Source: RefSeq, a predicted model, not a curated record
AUGACCAGCAGUGAGAACUUUACAGCUCCGGGCGUGACCGGGGAAGAGCAAGCUCAUAACAAUCUGAUGAUGGUGAUAGCCACCUUGACAUGGCUGAUGCUCAGCUUCUUAACUCUCAUCAUUUAUUGCUGCAAUUACUGGCAAGUUUUGAGACCGCACUGGCGAAGAAACCGGGAGGAUUCCGAGCCACAGCAAAGCACUUUGCUAUCAGUGGAUGAUUAGCUGGGA